AUGAAAAAAGAAGGGGCUCAGGAGAUCGAAGCUGCUAUAGGGACUGUACUCUGUGGAGCUCGAAUUGAUGCUCAACAAUUGAAGUCAAACAAGAAAAGAUCUGAGAACUUAAGGGAAGGAGGAAUUAAUAUUUUGACUACAUUCAAAUACAAUUUGAUUUCAGAUAGAUGUCAGCGGAGAUACAGUGAAUACCGCAAAUCAUCUUUCUCAAAUGGUGCUCCGAGAAAAGCUCUGUUAUCGGCUUAUGGUGCCGCAUUUUCAGACUUGAAUUUUGUUGUGGAACCUAACGAUGUAAUUGUGAUAAAAGAUAGCCCAGCCAUUCUGAAUUGUUCAGCAGCUGGAAAUCCUCCCCCAGUUAUAGAAUGGAAGAAAGAUGGACUUUCAUUAGAUUUUUUAGCUGACGAUAAUAGAAGAACUAUAUUAAGAAAUGGGUCUUUAGCCUUCUCAAGAGUUUUCCAUAGUAGAAUUGAAAGACCUGAUGAAGGUCUCUAUCAGUGCACAGCUUCAAUACCUGGUGUAGGAACAAUUAUAAGCCGAGAAGUGAAGCUUCAAGUUGCAUCACUGCCACCUUUUGACCAGAGCCCAAACCAUACAACAGUCUAUCAACACCAAACUGUAUUUUUUCCAUGUUCAAUUCAAGGCAUUCCACCUGCCACUAUUCGUUGGUUUAAAAAUGAACAGCCACUUUAUAUAGAUCAAACACGAAUGACUAUUUUGCCAAGUGGAGCAUUGGAAAUAGAUGAUGUCACUAAUACAGAUGCAGGCACAUAUCAUUGUACAGCUGUUAGUGCUGGUAAAACUCGAAGAAGUGAGCUUGGGAAUCUCACUGUAAUUGCGGAUUAUGUUGAUGACAGAGAAUCCCCUCCAGCGUUCAUUGCUACUCCUCCAAAAACGACUGUCGUUCAUAAAGGUUCUAACCUCACUCUAGAUUGUGCUGCUAAUGGAAGUCCCAAGCCUAGAAUCGAUUGGUUAAAAGAUGGCUCAGCAAUAGAUUUUUUGCAUUUAGGUAGUAGAUUUCGAAUGUUAGGAUCAGGCAGUCUUAUUGUUGAAAACAUUAUCGAGACCGAUGUUGGAACAUACGUGUGUCGAGCUGCAAACUCUGUAGAUUCUGUUGAUACAAUGGCAUCUGUAGAUGUUGUAGUUCCUCCCCACUUUAUUCGUAAACCUGAAAACAGCUAUGCUCAAGAAAAAGAAGAUAUCAUUUUGCGUUGUGAAGUAUAUGGAAAGCCCAGUCCAAUUGUGCAAUGGUACAAAAAUGGAGAUAGAAUUAUUCAAAGUGACUAUUUUCAAAUACUUCAAGUACAAAAUGAAUACAAUCUGAAGAUUUUAGGACUUGUGAAAACAGAUUCCGGAAUUUAUCAGUGUUACGCUACAAAUUCUGCUGGAAGCAUUCAGUCAACUGCUCAACUAAUAGUAACUGAGUCAGUUUCCUCUGAUUCUACUACCUUUCCUUCUGUUACUUUUUCUCAUUCUGUGAACAUACCAGGAGAGCUUCAGUAUCAUAAAGACGCCCCAUCAGAGCCAGUAAAUGUGACGGCUGUCAUUGUUGAAACUCGGUUCAUCGCUUUAUCUUGGCAGCACCCUUUGCAAAGAAAUGAAGAUAUAAUUGGUUAUUAUAUAUAUUACAGAGAUGAGUCAUCCCCAAGGGAAAGAGUCCUCAACUCAACUGUGAAGAGUGUUAACAUUCAAAGCCUGUUGCCAGAUACUACAUAUUUAUUUCGAGUCAUUGCAUACAACAGCUAUGGACCUGGUCUGUCGUCAAAAAUACUUUCUGUUCGUACUCAGUCUGAUGUUCUUGUGCCUAGUUCUCCAAACUCUCUCCUGGCAAUACCUUUAAGCUCAACAUCAGUUUUAGUUAAAUGGAAACCUCCACAAGAAAUAGAAGACCCAGUUGAACAUUAUAAGCUUUUUUAUGUUGAAUCAGGCAGCUCAGAGGAACAUGAAAUUCCUACAAAAAAUACAAGUUAUGAGUUGCAUAAUUUGAAAAAAUUCACUUCAUAUAUCUUCUGGGUUACUGCAUUCAAUAGUAAUGGACCAGGCUCAAGUACAGAUGAAGUUAAGAUACGAACAUACUCUGAUGUACCAAGUGAGACGCCUCAAAAUGUUUCUUUGGAGCCUGCUAAUUCUACUAGCAUUUAUAUUCGGUGGGAACCACCCCCUCUGGAAUCUCAAAAUGGUAUAAUUACUGGAUACAAAAUUCGAUACAAGCAAAGUGGAAAGAAAGGAGGGGACACCUUUUCAACAGAUGGUAGUCGACGUUCAUAUACUUUAACAGGUUUAGAAAAAGGAGUUCAAUAUAUGGUUAAAAUAGCAGCGUUAUCUGUUAAUGGCACUGGUCCCUUCACAGAGUGGAAAACUGCAGAAACAUAUUACAAUGAUUUAGAUGAAGUUCAAGUUCCUGACAAGCCCAGUUCCUUACGUGCCAGACCAUCCUCAAAUUCCAUUUUUGUUAGCUGGGGUCCUCCUAAGGAUCAAAGUAUCAUUGUUCGAGGAUAUACUAUUGGCUGGGGGAUUGGUUUGCCUGAUGUUUAUUCCAAAACUCUUGAUGCAAAGCACAGAUAUUUUAAUAUUGAAAAUCUUCAACCUUCCAGUGAAUAUGUGAUCAGUCUCAGAGCUUUUAAUCAUGCUGGUGACAGCAUCACCAUUUAUGAAACAGUGAAGACUGAAGUUGAAACAACACCUGAACCAUUUACUCCGAUGUUGCCUCCAGUUGGUUUGAAGGCCAUUGUUUUAUCAUCCUCAACAGUUGUUCUUUAUUGGACUGAUACUACAUUAUCUAGAAAUCAGCUUAUAACAGAUAAUAGAUAUUAUACUGUUCGUUAUACUACAUAUACGUAUUCCCUGAUUCCAAAAUACCGUUUCUUCAAUUCUACUGAUUUAAAUUGUAUGAUUGAGGAUCUGAAACCAAACACGCAGUAUGAGUUUUCUGUGAAAGUGGUGAAAGAGCGUAAAGAAAGUACAUGGAGUAUGAGUGUUUUGAAUACUACUGAAGAAGCUGCUCCAUCAUCUCCACCAAGGGACCUAACAGUUGUGGCAUUGGAAGAUGAUAGUUCAGUAGUUAACCUACACUGGCAACCUCCAAAACAACCAAAUGGCCAUAUAACAGGUUAUGUGAUAUUUUAUACUACUGAUAAAACUCAAAGAGAUAGAGACUGGGUUGUUGAAGGAGUUGUUGGUGAUAAAAUGACUUCCGUUCUCAAAGGACUGAGUUUGGAUACUACAUAUUAUUUUAAAAUACAAGCAAGGAAUAACAAAGGAUAUGGUCCACUUUCAUCUGAAAUAGCAUUUCAUACUGCUGCAGGUUUAGCCCUUGCAUCAGGAUCUGCUCUUUUUGAUAAUAAAGGAUUCACCAGCAGCUUAUGGUAUAUUAUUAUUACUUGCAUUUGUGGAAUUACAUUGCUUGUAAUAAUUGUUGUUAGCGUUGUAGUUUGUCGGCGCCGUAACGGAUAUUUAGCAGCUGAUAAUUUUAAGAGUUAUAAAUCAUCAAAAGGCAAUGCAUCAAAAAAUAAAAAUGCAACAAAAGAAUUAGUGCCUCCAGAUCUUUGGAUACAUCAUGAUCAAAUGGAAUUAAAAUCAAUGGAAAAGUCAAAUGUUUCUGGUUCGAACAUGACACUUACACCUAUUCAGAGAAAUUCUCAGGAUUUGGGUCAAGAACCACUUCUAAGCACAUUAGAAAAGAAGAAAAGUGCCUAUUUAGAUUCCUUACAUGAUGAACUAUUGCCUAACAGUGAUAAAUGCAUUGUAAAAUGUCGUCCAAUUCGUGCAACACCCAUUAAAAUUUCUCUUGAUCAUCAGAAACCACUGUCUAAAGAAACUUCUAUUGUUACUUCUGGCAGUGGGAACAUUGCUCAAAAUGCUUAUGAAAUGGGAACAAAUAGUUUGGGUAGACCUAUGUACCCACGAACUCAGUAUAACAUUCAUCGAACACCAACUUGUCAUGAAGGACAUCAAGCAGUUACACUUGGCGAUCCACCACCACCUCCUCCUCUUUCUGUUAUAUCUCAUGGUCCUACCUCUUCAUAUGAUUUGUCUGAAAACUCUGUACUGGAGAGCAAUAGAUCUGUCACGUUUAUUCCUACCUUGCAUGAAAACCCUGAAUCAGGAAGCUCUAAUACUCUGACAAAGAGGCAAGCAAGUCACCAGCAUUCCUUAAGGAGUUUUACAACACCUACAAUUUCUUCUCAAAGUGUUCCUCCAACGCCUCUGCCCAAGCACAUUUCUCUCAAAAGUUCCCAAGUAUCUAGCCCUCAUAAAAAAGUAACUCUUCAUACACCUGGUGAACUAAACACUGCUCAGUCAUCUCCACAGUCUUCGAAACAUCAUGCAGGAUCUUCUACUUCUGAGUGUUUACAAGAACAUUCCAGUUCUGUAAAUCGUGAAAUGCAAGCCUCAGGAAGCACAGAGCAUCUAAACCAAGAGAUGGCUAAUCAUCUUGAAGGUCUUAUGAAAGACUUAAAUGCAAUUACAGCUUCAGAAUUUCAAUGCUGA
This is a messenger RNA of Uloborus diversus, 4488 nucleotides long. RefSeq names its product neogenin-like. Gene Ontology annotation, molecular function: protein binding. Gene Ontology annotation, biological process: cell-cell adhesion. Gene Ontology annotation, cellular component: membrane. NCBI's taxonomy places the organism in Eukaryota, Metazoa, Arthropoda, Arachnida, Araneae, Uloboridae. The transcript is spliced from 26 exons. Bases 1 to 4488 code for a protein of 1495 amino acids. The record is from RefSeq and is a predicted model, not a curated record.